Molecule: messenger RNA, 1602 nt
Organism: Daldinia loculata
Lineage: Eukaryota; Fungi; Ascomycota; Sordariomycetes; Xylariales; Hypoxylaceae
Product: aromatic compound dioxygenase
Exons: 2
Coding region: 590-1288 (232 amino acids)
Biological process (GO): catechol-containing compound metabolic process
Molecular function (GO): ferric iron binding; catechol 1,2-dioxygenase activity
Source: RefSeq, a predicted model, not a curated record
CCCGGUUUCAACUCUUUGAGGAACACCACGUCUGCUCGUGUAGCUUUGCUCUACAUGUACGCGUGUAGUCGUACUCGGCUCUUCUCUUACUCUCAGUGUGUUUGGGAGUACCAGUUCGUAGGUAUAAAUUCCCGUCCACGGACGGUAAACGAAGUAUAUUUUAAACGUUCCAAGUCUAUCCAACCCUAGAUAUUUGCUUCCUCUCGGAUAUACUUUCAUCUAGAUCACGUAGUUCUCGGCAAACAGCUGCUGCAUAUUUACUGGAUAGUCGGCGGAUUGACAAGUGGGAUUGGUCGUGCUACAACAUGGUGCUUACCAAGAAAGAAAACGGAACGGACGGGGCCGCCGCGAAAGCCAAAUACGACCCGGAGUUCACAGACAAUGUCAUUGCCGCUACGGGUUCGAAGGCCCAUCCUCGUCUAAAGGAGAUCAUGCCAAGCCUUCUACGGCACCUACACGACUUUGCUCGGGACGUAGACUUGACAGUCGCGGAGUUGAUGGCUGGCAUUGAACUAGUAAGUCAACUUGGCGCCGGCUAGAAAUCCAAGAGACUGCUGACAUAUCAUCAUAGAUAAACGAGGCAGGCCGCAUGUCUACCGACAAGCGUAACGAGACGGGUUUGCUAUGCGAUAUCCUCGGCCUAGAAUCUCUCGUAGACGAAAUCACAUCUAAAUUGCUCCUCGAAAGCAGCGAAUCUGGGGCGGUUACGCCUUCGACCGUCCUCGGGCCUUUCUACCGAAAAGAUGCGCCGCUUCUGCCCAACGGCAGCAGCAUCAUAUACACAGCGCCGGACUCAUCCUGGUACCUACAAGCCGAGAAGUGGCUAACACACCUAUCGGGGCGAGUGUUGAGCGCGUCGACGGGGAAACCAGCGCCAGGCGCCGUCGUAGACAUCUGGCAGGCGGCCCCGAACGGGCUAUACGAGCAGCAGGACCCAGCGCAGCCAGACAUGAAUCUACGAGGACGCUUCCAGACGGACGAGCUAGGCCGGUAUGCGGUAUACUGCGUGCGCCCGUCCGCGUACCAGGUCGCGCCAGACGGGCCCGCCGGGCGCCUGCUCGAGCUGCUCGACCGCCACCCGUACCGGCCUGCGCACAUACACUUCGUGAUAACGGCGCCGGGGUUCCGGGCCCUGACCACGCAGGUGUUCGACCGCGAGGACGUGUAUAUUAAAGACGAUACGGUCUUCGCCGUUAAGGAUGAGCUGCUGGUGAGUUUUGAGCCGCGCGAGGGAGACGAGAAGGCCCGCUGGACGGUGAAGUAUGAUUUUGUACUGAGUGAGGCAUGAGGAAUAGAUGGAUUAUGUAUUUGUGUUGGUGGUUGAUCAGUAGGAGAGGGGCGUGUUAGUACUUGCGUUUGUAUAGUCCCUUGUUGUUUCGAAGGGUUUAUUUGGGGUCAGUAUACGUAGUAUGCCUAUUAGAAGAAACCGAAUGGCUGGUAUUAGUAGUUUGCUUUUACCCUAGUUAUAGGUAUGAAUCCUAUAGGUGUGACGUCUACCCUCAAGGGGAUAGCUAAUCACUCUUUAAAUAGAUGUAGCUCAUACAAUGAUAAGUGUCAAGAGGUCCUCUUAUUAUGUGGUGAGAAUUAAAGAGGUAUGCUGAU